AUUCUUGAGUGCUUUUCCUAUAGAUCGAUAAGAAAGCAACCUCCAUAAAUAAGUCCUGAUUCUUUUCACCGAGACUCGAAUUUCAUUUUUGCGAUUCAGAUCAAAUCACACACAGCCGUUGCCUCCGCUACCGAUAAGCUAAAUCCCAAGGUAUAAGAGAGAGAGAGAUGGGAGCAUUCGCAUCGAGGUUUUGGUUCAUGAUGUUCCCUGCAAAAGAGUACAAGAUUGUCGUUGUUGGUUUGGACAACGCCGGCAAAACGACGACGCUUUAUAAGCUUCACUUGGGUGAAGUUGUCACUACUCAUCCUACUGUUGGAAGUAAUGUCGAAGAGCUCGUUUACAAGAACAUCCGCUUCGAGGUGUGGGAUCUUGGUGGGCAAGAUAGGCUGAGAACAUCAUGGGCAACGUACUAUAGAGAAACCAACGCUGUAAUUGUUGUUAUCGACAGCACAGACAGAGUUAGAAUCUCUCUCAUGAAAGAUGAGCUGUUCGGAUUACUGGGGCAUGAGGAUCUUCAGAGCUCUGUGAUACUCGUGUUUGCUAACAAACAGGACCUGAAAGACGCUAUGAGCCCAGCUGAAAUCACUGACGCGCUUAACCUUCAUAGUAUCAAGAACCAUGAUUGGCACAUUCAAGCAAGCUGUGCUGUUACUGGAGAGGGAUUGCAUGAUGGUCUUGGUUGGAUUGCUCAGAAAGUUACUGAUAAAGCUCCAAAGUAAAGAGGGAAUAUCACAAAUUUAAUCACAUAACCUUCCCAUUUUCUCUCUUUUUUUUUUACAAUGUAUUGAGUCCGCUCUUCAUGUGAUGGAAUUCACCUAUUUGGUUUAUUGUAGUUGAAUUGGUAUUCUUCACAAGAUCUUAGCCUCUCUUAUUGGUAUUGAUUGCAAUAUCUGCCGCUGGCAUUUCAGUUUUGA
Molecule: messenger RNA, 914 nt
Organism: Eruca vesicaria subsp. sativa (arugula)
Lineage: Eukaryota; Viridiplantae; Streptophyta; Magnoliopsida; Brassicales; Brassicaceae
Source: the annotation of a GenBank genome assembly